ACACAUAUUUUACUCACUCCUACCUUUUUCUUUUCUCUUUUUUAACCUCCUCUAGCCUUGUUUUUACCUGAAGCUCCAAAUAAAAGCAAGAACUCAGCAGUUGAGACACACACUAGCUUUAGCCACUAGAUUCUUUUUAGUUCCUUUCCUAAUAGCAAAAAUCUUUCUUUCUUUCCAAUUACCACUCAAGAAAAUGGCUAAAGAUGAUGACUUUAAGCUACUUAAGAUCCAGACUUGUGUUCUCAGAGUUAACAUACAUUGUGAUGGAUGUAAGCAGAAAGUUAAGAAGCUCCUUCAAAGAAUUGAGGGAGUUUUUCAAGUGAAAAUUGAUACUGAACAGCAAAAAGUCACUGUUUCUGGGAGUGUAGAUUCUGCUAGCCUGGUCAAGAAAUUGAUCAGGGCUGGCAAGCAUGCUGAGGUUUGGUCAAACAAAGCUAGUCAGAACCAAAACCAGAAAGCUAGCUGCAUCAAGGAUGACAAGAACAAGAAAGGGCCGAAGCAAGUUACAUUCAAGGGCAUUGACUCCUUGAAAAACCAGCAGCAGAAGUUUUCGAGUCUCGAUAUUUGUGAAGAAGAUGAUGAGUUUAUGGAUGAAGAUGAGGAGGAAGAGUUUAAUGAAGAUGCAAUAAGGUUUUAUAGGGAGAAAGUUGCUGACCAGAUGAAUUUUCAAAGACAGCAGGCUACUAAUGCUAACAAUGGUAGAAAGAUUGUUGGACUUGUUCCGAAUGUAGCUCAGAACAAUGCUAAAAUGAACAACCAAGGUGGGAAGAAAGGGAAUCAGAAUCAGAAUAUGGGAAUGCAGGGGAAUGCUGGUAGUGGCAUUGAUCCGAAAUUUCUAGCAGCAUUGAAGAUGAACAAUACUCUUAUUCCCGGGGAAGUCCGAGGAGGAGGAGGAUCUAGUGAUUUUAAUUCAAUGAUGGGGAACUUUGCUGGCUUUCAAGGAAAUGUGGGUACUAAUAACAAUAUAUCCUCAGCAUACGGAGGAAACUAUCAGAUGCCAUCAUAUAAUCAAGCAGGGUCUUUAAGCGGUCCUAAUUACGGAAGUUAUCCAUCAUCUAAUGCUAGUGGUUACUCGCAGCAAUUCAACAAUCCAGCUGCAGCAAUGAUGAUGAACAUGCAGAACAGGCAAGUUAUGAUGCAGCCUCAAGCUCAGGCUCAGAUGAUGUAUCAGAGAUCACCGAUCGUGCCUCCGAGCACCACCGGUUACUACUACAAUUACAAUCCAGGUCCAUAUCCUCCCUACAAUGAGCCGGUUUAUUAUGCUACUAGUGCCAGUGUUGCUGCAGAUCAAUCUGCAUCUCAUAUGUUGAGUGAUGAAAAUGCAAGUGUUUGCUCAAUUAUGUAAGGUUUUUAGUAAAAAUAUUCUGGUUUUUAGUUUUUGAAAACCAGUUAUGCAUUGUCUAGAUAAAUAUCGGUUGAAUUAAUGGUCAUUCAGUAUGUUCUUUUGGCAAGCUUCUGUUUGUUUUGUCUUGAUUCUGUCAGCUGAUGACCUUAGUUGUAAUAUGUACUAGUCGUUUGUGAAAGUCAAGAAUUGUGUUCUAGUAACAGUAGUAUAUAUGUGGAAUUAUGGAUAAUGUUGGCCCAUGUCUAAUGUUUCAAUUAUAACUCCCUUUUACUGUUUUA
Daucus carota subsp. sativus is the source of this 1623-nucleotide messenger RNA. Its product is annotated as heavy metal-associated isoprenylated plant protein 37. NCBI's taxonomy places the organism in Eukaryota, Viridiplantae, Streptophyta, Magnoliopsida, Apiales, Apiaceae. The transcript has 3 exons. Gene Ontology annotation, molecular function: metal ion binding. Bases 194 to 1345 code for a protein of 383 amino acids. The record is from RefSeq and is a predicted model, not a curated record.